AUGUCUUCGGAGCACGUCGACUUUGUAAAGACAACGCCCUCGUCGUCCGACCUGCACGACCCCAAAGAUAUCGUCCAACUCGAGAGUGGCGAUUCCGUCUCUGCAGAAGUACGCCACCAAGAGAAGGGAAUCAUGCGCAAGGUCGACCGGCGCCUUUUGCCUCUGUGCGGCGCAUUGUACGCAGUGUCUCUGGUCGACCGUCUCAACCUCCCCAACGCCCGGCUCGCCGGCAUGGACGAAGCACUGGGCAUGUCGAUUGGGAAUCGCUACUCGGUCGUCACCAUGGUCUUCUUCAUCGGGUACAUAGUCUUUGACUUUCCCGCGGGGUUCGUCAUGAGAAAGACCGGUGCGGCGACCUUUUUGGGGGUCAUCGGGUUUUGUUGGGGGAUUCUGACAAUCGCCAUGGGUUUCUGCAAGACUUGGGGUGCGCUCCUGGCUUGCCGUGUGAUUUUUGGUGCAUUGGAAGGUGGUCUGUUUCCCGGUAUUAUUUUUCUUCUUUCUUGCUGGUACAUCAGGCAUGAAGUGCAGGUCCGGUUCAGCAGCUUCUAUGGCGCCGGCAUGCUGGUGUCCGGCCUUUCCAAUCUCCUCGCCUACGGUCUCUCAAAGGCCGACGGGCUCGGCGGGCUCGGUGGAUGGUCCUGGAUUUUUAUUUUUGAAGGGAUAGCGACGUGCGUCAUUGCCGUCUUUGUGCUUGUGAUGCUCUUGGACUUUCCGGACAAAGGGGCACGCAAGAGAAUUCUCGGGUUGAAACCGUUCAUCACCCCCGACGAGGCCACCGUGAUCCUCAACCGUAUCGAGCGAGACAGGGGUGACUCGACGCCGGAAAAAUUCUCGUUGAUCGCGGUGCUCGGCCACAUGAAGGAUUGGAAGAUCUGGGAAUGUUUUGUCCUCUUGUUGUGCAAUAACACGGUCGCAUAUUCCUUUGCGUAUUUCCUCCCACUUAUUCUCCAUGGCGGAAUGGGGUUUUCAAUUUUGAAAACAUAUAUACUGAUCUUUCCUCCUUAUGUACUUGCUGCCAUUUGGAUGUUCGUCGCCGCGUACAUUGGGGACAGGUUUAUGAUUCGAGGCGCCAUCAUCGUAGUCAACGCCGUCUUCACCAUCGUGGGCGUCGUCAUGAUGGGAUACGCCGAUACGUCCGCUGUACGGUACGCGGGUGUGUUUCUGAGCCUGCCGCCGUACAACGCCAGUAUCCCGGCCAUUUUUAGUUAUCAGCACAACAACAUCGUCGGCCAGUCGAAGCGAGCCAUCGGAGCGGCGGUGAUGAUCGCCGGGGGUGGCAUCGGCGGCAUCAUUGCGAGCAACGCCUUUCAGCAAAAGGACGCACCUGGAUAUCGACCGGGUCUCAACACCGUCAUCGCCGUGCAGGCUCUCACGAUUGUGAUUGUCUGUAAGAACUUCUGGGUGUUUGGACGAGCGAACAGGCGCGCAGACAGAAGAGAAAUCGUCAUUGAAGGCAAAGAAGGCUUUAGGUAUACGUUGUAAAUAGUUGUGGUGACUUGUUGGGUGACUUUAAGUCGAUCAAAGCUACCUACCUCACGGUUUGUGCACAUUUGGCAGGGCCAUUGCCAUGGUAACCACAUGAUACACAUCUUUGAACCACAU
Exophiala oligosperma is the source of this 1602-nucleotide messenger RNA. RefSeq lists its product as uncharacterized. The transcript has 4 exons. NCBI's taxonomy places the organism in Eukaryota, Fungi, Ascomycota, Eurotiomycetes, Chaetothyriales, Herpotrichiellaceae. Gene Ontology annotation, molecular function: transmembrane transporter activity. Gene Ontology annotation, biological process: transmembrane transport. The record is from RefSeq and is a predicted model, not a curated record. Bases 1 to 1482 code for a protein of 493 amino acids. Gene Ontology annotation, cellular component: membrane.